UUAAUUCAAAUGGAGACGACGAUGACGACGACGACGACGAUAGAGAAAUCAAUAAUGGUGGUGGGUAUCGACGAUAGCGAGAUCAGCUUCUACGCUCUCAACUGGGCUCUCGAUCAUUUCUUUGUCCCCUUCGCUUCAAAUCCUCCUUUUAAGCUCGUUGUCGUUCACGCCAAGCCUUUUCCUACUACGGUUGUUGGAAUCGCUGGACCUGGAAUUGUCGAAGUUUUGCCUAUCGUGGAGGCGGAUCUUAAGAGGAUAGCAGCUAAAGUUGGAGAGAAGGCCAAAGAGAUCUGCCACAAUAAAUCGGUGGAUGAUGUAAUAGUGGAGGUGGUGGAAGGAGAUGCUAGGAAUGUUCUCUGUGAGACAGUAGAGAAACACCAUGCAUCCAUACUGGUGGUGGGCAGUCAUGGUUAUGGAGCUAUAAAAAGGGCUGUUUUGGGCAGUGUAAGUGACUACUGUGCUCACCAUGCUUACUGUACUGUGAUGAUCGUGAAGAAGCCCAAGCCCAAGCACUAAGCUCUCUAGCUAAUUGCA
Messenger RNA from Telopea speciosissima, 534 nucleotides. RefSeq names its product universal stress protein PHOS34-like. The transcript has 5 exons. Bases 10 to 516 code for a protein of 168 amino acids. Lineage: Eukaryota; Viridiplantae; Streptophyta; Magnoliopsida; Proteales; Proteaceae. The record is from RefSeq and is a predicted model, not a curated record.